Fusarium fujikuroi IMI 58289 is the source of this 462-nucleotide messenger RNA. RefSeq lists its product as uncharacterized. Bases 1 to 462 code for a protein of 153 amino acids. The record is from RefSeq and is a predicted model, not a curated record. Lineage: Eukaryota; Fungi; Ascomycota; Sordariomycetes; Hypocreales; Nectriaceae. The transcript has 3 exons.
AUGGACUUGGAAGACGAUCCCAAAACCGCGAUUUCUCAGCCACAGAAGCCACCGAGAUUCAGGAACCUUGGCCUGGCUCUGCGAGUAUUAGUCCUUUGUGUUGCAAUCUCGGGCAUUGUUGUUGCAGCUAUCCCUGCAUCGAGGAAUGCUGUCGCUAUUGGAAUAUUAGGUCCGGCGUUCGUCACGGCACUCUGCUGGUCAUUGAUAGAACUCGUCUGCUCAGUGACCAAGACUCUUCCGACCGUUCGCCCAUCAUUCAGCUUCGUUAUACAUUGCUUCAUUACCCUUGGAUCAAUUGCUUGCCUUGCUUGCUUCGGAUGGUUCCGAGAUUGGUGGCCGGGUGGUAACGCUCUUGAUGAUGAUACUGAACCAUCGGAGCCUCUGUUCUUUGCCGCACUGGUACUUGCCUGUGUAUCGACGGUCGUUGAAAUUAGUCUCUGCAUUAUUGGCCUUAUUGAGUGA